Xylona heveae TC161 is the source of this 2877-nucleotide messenger RNA. RefSeq names its product KAR9-domain-containing protein. The transcript has a single exon. The record is from RefSeq and is a predicted model, not a curated record. Gene Ontology annotation, cellular component: spindle pole body; cell cortex; mating projection tip. Gene Ontology annotation, biological process: nuclear migration along microtubule; mitotic spindle orientation checkpoint signaling; establishment of spindle localization. The coding region runs from base 1 to 2877 and encodes 958 amino acids. Lineage: Eukaryota; Fungi; Ascomycota; Xylonomycetes; Xylonales; Xylonaceae.
AUGUCUGAUAGCGAUAACGAAAACAUGUCUGAAAUUGACUUUCAAAAGUGCCGAAUACCGGAUCUUGAAAAAGCUUUGUCACAGCUAAGAACAGAGUCACGACUGAGCGGUCUCCCGGAUACACAAGAUUCAGCUCAAGCAAUGACCAUCAUCAAUCAUUCUACGCCCGACUCUGCCGCUGUAGGCGGUGAAGCACGACAUGAAGUGUCAUUUGGCAAAGCAUCGCAGUCAAAGCAUGACGCGCAUGCGAUUACUAUUUUCCAGCAAAACAACCCCUUAGAUCUAUCGGAAGACUCUUUUGCGGGUCGUAUCGGCCAACUGGCGAAUGCGACAAUCUCCCGCCCUACCUUAUUAAAGGAUAUUGCGAAAUCACCCACCGCAGCCGCAGCCGCACAAGCCAUCUGCGAGGCUGCCAACGGCAUUCAAUCGAGGCUAUCUCUAACAUGGGACGUUAUUAGGCAAGCUGGUUGCGAGGAUGACCUUGAUUGGGCUUUGCAAGCGGGUAGACCGAGCUUGGAUAGCAUUGAUAGUCUCCUCAAUCGCUACAAAUCCUUCGCUUCUGAAUUGACCACGGCAGUUGAAAACUUCAACCUGCGCGAAGAGUUUGAAAGUCAUACAAAGCAAAAUGUGGUUACAAGUCCAUCCGAGAAGGCUACUGGUCUUUUUGAAAACCAAGUAAAGCGAGCACAGCAAAAUUGGGCCCAACUCUGUGCCGCUUUGAAGUCGGUUAAGGAAAAAAUCGAACUCGCUCUUGAAUGGGACGAGCUCUGGCAUACCGUCGUUGGUGAUAUCGAAGCCGAAACCGAUGCUCUUACAGAUCUGGUCUUUGUAAUGGAGGAGCGGAGACACGCCUGGCUGUCGCACAGUUCUGUUUCCGCGCAAAAUGGGGAAGAAAUGGCUAUUGAUUUUGACUCCCUUGAAUACAAAACUCAUCGUCUCAGCGUUCCUUCACCAUAUCCCAACGCGUCGGGCGUGACUCAGCCGCAGCCCAUUCCCGCGAAUGAUUCAAAUCUUCUGGCCCUUUUUGCUCGCCUUCAACCUUUAAGAGCAUCGCUCGACUUUUUGCCCUUCCGACUCACAGUCUUCCUUGAGCGAGCAAAGUCGAUUUUCCCGUCCGCUUGUGCGCUCCUUGAAGCCAGAGCCCAGGGCGUCGAGGAACGGUGGGCUAGACUGCACUUGGAUACAGAAGCGCUCAAAAAGGAGGUUGGGGAGGACCGUUACUUGGUAGCGUUUAGGUCGGCAUUCAAGCAGGCUCGACAAUUGGCGCAGUCAAUUGAUCGAGGCAUCUCGAAGCUAAUGGAGAGCAUUGGCAGCGAGAUGCAGAAGAGCAAUCCGACUUUCUACAGGGACCGCCUCUCGGAUUAUCAGUCCAAAAAGGAGCACUAUGUUCCUUCGAUCCUAAAGGUCAUGUCGAUCAUGAAGGAUGCCAUGAAGGACAGGGCUUCAGUUAGUCGUGAGGUCAAAAAUCUUGACGCCGAAAUCGAAAAAGUGUGGCUAAGAAUCAACACCAAAAUCCAACAAACCGACAAGGCUGUUGAUGAGGUCUACGUCAAUACAAAAGGGAUCUCUACCAAUACUAACGACGUAUUAAAUGUCAAGCCUCCCGUCCGUGAUUCGAGAAACGGGGCCGCUACCCCUUCGUCGUCUCUUUCCCCCAUGGAUUGUUCCAAAUUCACCGAUAAACUCUCAGAACCCCUCACGCCGGCAACCACUGUCGACACUGAGGAUGGCAGCCUGAAGCAUCCCACUCCUGGCCACACCUCACCGAAAUUUUGCGUACCCCGGCCUACCACAAUUACUCCGACCGGGACUGCCUACUAUAGCAGAAUUCCGCGACCUACUCCUAACUCGCGUGCUCUCACCUCGGACGCAAGUGCACCUAGCAGCAGGAAAUUGUCUCUUGAUAGCGACGUAUCGGUUCCUUCAGUCGCAGCUAUCACAAACCAUUCUAUCCCGAGUCUCCGGAAAUUUUCGUCUACCUCGUCAAACAGACGACCAUCUCUCAGCUCGUCCGAAGGUGGCAGCUCAAUAAGACACUCGGGACCUACAUCGGGACCUAAGCCAAGAUGGGCCUAUAGUUUCAAUCCGAGAGGCCUGAAGGUUGGCAAUCAACUCAGAUCCUCGGGGCUGACAACGCCGUCGCCGUAUCACAAAUACAAUAUCCCACAGCUAGGUACGCCUACUGCGGCACGGUCAUCCUCGUCACUUGCUGGUGGUUCGCCGUCUGCAGUUCGGCAUCCUCUCACUGCUGCUAAUCUCGAACGCGGCCGCGUUGGGUCGCCCGCUCUAAUUUCGCCACCUUUUAUGAUAGAAGAAUCGGCAGUUGGAGCAAGCUUGGCCUCCCGACGCCCAUCCUAUGCCCACCUACAUUCCUACUCGCAUACCACCCGACCUGGACCGGGACCCCUGACACCGCGCUCAUCAUUUGGUACUGAAAUACAGCGGCCCAUUAUGCUGAAAAAGCGCGCAUCUGCUGCUCAUCUUGGCGGGGGAUCUGACUACUUUGGUGCUAAUCGAUCAGUAUCCCAAGUACGUGAACGUGAGGCUGCCCUUUUUGCUGGUAGACCGUCCACCUCCAUGGGCAGACACUCCAAUUUCAAAGCGGGCCCUGCUACUUCGUCUCUGACGUCGGGCCCCGCGUUUUCUCCUGCAUCCUCCUGGAUGGCGCGCUCUCGACGAUACAGCAAUUCCAACGGCAUCGGCAAUGGGAGAAACAAGCGAGCAAGCUUGAUUCCUCUGCCCUCUCCGCCAGCUGUGCAGUCACCGCCGGCCAUCGAACUCGAUAUGCCGGUUCAAACUCCGCCUUCUAUGCUGGCUUCACGCAGGUUGACUAGCCGUGCCUCUUCUUUUCUUGGAGAAAAGCCAAAGUGGCGUUAA